This is a messenger RNA of Heterotrigona itama, 5884 nucleotides long. NCBI's taxonomy places the organism in Eukaryota, Metazoa, Arthropoda, Insecta, Hymenoptera, Apidae. The record is from the annotation of a GenBank genome assembly.
AUGUCACGUUGCCGAUUAUCCCUUGAGGAUUAUCACGCAGUGUCAGUUCCCACCCACAGUAAGUAGCAGCUCUACAGGAUGAUGCGAGCCGGGUAUUCGAAGCUUUUGAUGUUAUUGACUCGUUUAAAAUUGAACUUGGAGUACCACCUCGACGUUCGAUUGCCGUCGCCCACUUUUCUAUCCUUCCGAUCUCACCCUCAACGUCGUUGACCUUUGUCGUUGUGUUUGAUGGCGUGCAAGCGGAAUUCGAUGCGUUCCAGGAUUCUCGAAUCUUUCGAUUCUGGAUGUUUGCCUGUUCCUGGAAGCUCGCGUGGCAUGCUGGACACGACCCUUGUAUACCAGUUUGUAUAUACUUACAAAUAUUCUUUUAGACAAGGGUAGGAAAUUGCGUUUUAUUUGAAUACUAGCAUUCUACUAGUGCAAUACUUAGAAACUUUGACAAAUAAAUAAAAGAUAUGAUAUAUCUAACUGAAAAAAUUUUUUUAAAGAAAUUUGACUAGCUUUCUUACUAAAGAAAUUAAAAAUUAAUAAGUAGUGAAAUGUAAAAUGGAAUUGUAAAAUAUUAGAAAAUAGUGACAAAAGUAGUCUCUUUGUCAGAUUAGAAAAAUAUCUAUAUAUGUGGAAACGGAGUUCUUUGUUAUUAAUAGUGUAGGAAAGAAAUUCAACUGAGGAACUCGCUAAACAGUUUUUUCAAGCAAUCUUUCGCCGACGACACGUAUUGAUUUGGGCGUCAUCUGUUCAUCAUGUUACGUCGUAAGGACGCCAACGUAUCAGGGUCGCAUAGGAGAACCCGGAUAGUCAUGUGGAACAUCGCAUUAUAUCAUUUCUUGUUUCCCCUUCUUGCACACCCUUCGGAUUUUCUUCUUGUAAAGCGAAUUAAACAUGAAGGAUUCUUCACAACAAUUGUUCCUUUCCAAUUUCUCUUAAUUUAUUAUAACAAAAGAUUGAAUGUUACAUUUAUCAAUUUAUACACAAUUGGGCAUGUGUAUAGAGUGUAUAAUGUUGUUCAUUUCUCUGUAAAUUGGAAUAGCUUCAAGUUACAAUAUUCAUAUUUUAUUUUAUCAAUAUUUAUUCAAUUGAUUUUAUAUAUAAUUGAUCUUCAGAGUAACUGUAUGUAUCCAUAUCCAUGGUAUAAUCUGAUUCGUUUCUUGUUAAUUGCAGAUCAUUAAAUGGUGAUUUAAUAUCGUUGUGAACUCUCCUUAAAGCUCGUUAGCAAGAGCUCGAAGGGUUUCAAGGCAGGAAAGUGUCAGUCAUCUGUUCGUCACGGUGGCACAACUAGCUUGCUUGCACCAGGGUACUAGCAGACGUUUGAGGGAUUUAUGGCUUGCCCGCCACGUUGACGUCAAUGUAUCGAUCCCAGUGUCCAUUGGACCUUAAACUUUUCGUAAUUCAAGGUUUUCCUCUUUCCUUCUCUCUGAAGGGUAGCUCCAGCAGAUAGGAGCUGUUGAUAUGUCGAACUGCUCGUCACGAAACGUUGCGUGACGUCACGAAAGCUCGCAGUUACUAGGGUAGCAAAGAAGGAUAGUAGAUGAAUUUAUGGCUUUCCCGCCGGCGAAGGGUUGCACCUACCGUUCACGUCUUCGAUGCGUUUAUUUGAAAAAAUAAGAACAUUUUCUUCUCGAAGAAGUCGCGUAUCGGUGAUUCGUUCGAUUGAAAGGUUCUGGCGAAACGUCAACGAGUGUCAGUUGUCCGUCAAAAGACCGUCAAUGACGUCAUUCUGAGACGAGCCUACCAGGAUUACAGCCCGAGGGUAGAUUUACGACCAAGAGCAACAGGUUGUUGCCUCGGGUCGUGUUUCAUUUGGAAAUGUCCCCAAAGGGUUGGCACUCUCUGUUUCUCUUAAUCGGUGGUUUGUAAUUUCAUACAAAUUAUUCGUUGUUCGAAAUUGGCAUUUAUGGAAGCAUAAAAAAUUACAUGUAUCUUUAUUUUCAAACGUAAAAUUUUAUUCAAAUAUUUAUAUACAACUCUUUUAUGUAUUUCUUAAUUUUUAUUUUUCAUUGGUUUUUAGUCGUUUAUUUCCUAUAAAUUUAAUUAAAGAGCAUAGAAUGUUGAUUUAUUAUGAAACAAGUGCACUAUAUGAAAAGAAAUUGUUGAACACAGCCUCAGUUUUACAAAAAUGGAGGGAAACUGGAUUCUGCAUGUGAAGGGAUUCAUUCCCGCGGGACCUGUUGCUUGCUACUGGUCGUAAAUUCAAGCCGGAGAUGUUGUCCUGAUGAAAACCGUGUGUUUGACGUCUUUAUGACAUGAAACUGACGUGAAAUCAAUACUGAGGCACGCAAGCGUGUUUGUUGAAGCUAGAGAGAACCGUUCUUUCUAAAAAAUUUCUCUUUUUUUCUAUUUUUUCACUAUACGGUAUUAUAUAUUUUUCUAUUUUAUUUUAUACACAUUAUUUUUUAGUUUUUAAUUUCUUUUGUACGAAGAUAGCGUACGACAUAUCUAUUUAAGAAAAUCAUGCACUGAGGUACGCGUUCUUUCCACUUCAUUAUUUAAAUAUUACUCUCUUUUAAUCUAGAUUUAGGUUGGGACUUUGGUCCUAUUUGUAUCUGAUAGACAUAAUAAUGUAUUUUCACAUAAAGUUACUGAAGGAAACAUAUUCACGGUUUAUUUGUAAAAAAAAGAUGCUUCAAGCGAUUUUAUGGAUUUCAUAUCAAAUUGUCGGGACAUGACGACUAUGACGUGUCACCGUAACAGGAUAGUAUCGAGGGUAGUAAUAGUUUCGAUUCACCAAUACAUAUUAUUGCGACUCGAUAUUUUUUUGACGCAUGGUAUCGGGUACGAACGAAGACAGCAAUAAGACAUGCAACGUCUGAAAAAUAUCAGGUCAGCAUCAUAUUACUGUGUUUGCCCGAGCAUGAAAGAAAGUAGUGAAGAAUCGUAAGGGGCAAGUUAGUCCAGAUCUGGAAGGCGGUUUAUUGAUUUUCUGUCAUCUUCUUGCGUUUACGACAUCUCAUCGUGUUUCGAUGCUACCAGGAACGUAUCACCAUAUCACACUUGUUUACUCCACAUGCCCGCGUUGAUCCGGAGGUGGAUGCUGGAUGCUGUCGCCUCCGGCCUGUUGCCUGGAUAUUGUGGAAAAGUAACUGGUUCGCUCCAUUCGCUUGACAUGCGUAGUCAGUCUGCUAUCAAUCCGUUCUCUAUAAGAUAGUUAUUUCUUUAAAGAAAUUUUUCUUUUGCAUUUCACAAAACAGAAAGAAUUAGUUUUAUUUUGUUGAAGAAAUUAUUUUAAUUAUUCCUUACAUGCCUUUGAUAAUCUCCCUCGAGGAUAUCGAGAAUUAUAUAUUUUUUCUUAAACAAAUCAAUUUUUUUAAGAAUGUUAGAUGCGUCUUGUUUGUAGAAUUUUUUCCGCUUAAUUAUGAUUGUACAACAUUCAUGAUUGCCUAUGCUUGCAAACGUGCAGUUAAUUGUUGUUCUUACUGUUUAAAAUUUAGGACUCGAUAAAGAAUUCAAUGAACAAUACUUGUUAGUUGAUGCUGAUCAGCUGUCGAAUACUCGUCAAUCGAAAAUUCAAGCAUACGACCAGUUUUGUAUUAGGCGAACAGAUUUUGGGGUAAGCAUUUAAUGGCGGCCCCUCCAUACAAGACCACGUGACACGUCGUCCUUGCAGGAUCAGGAUAGUAGUUCUUUGAACAGUUAGUCCGUAUCUGUUAUCCAAAAAUGUCUCAAAACAAGUAGCAAUUUAUAUAUAAUAAAUAUGUGACGAGUGACGCGAGUUCAUCUGUUUACAAAUAAUAUGUAUUUAAAUUGUAAUAUUUAUUAUCAAACAAAAAUCAAAGAAUAAGCUUGUUACAAUAUAAUUUAUAAUUUUUUGCAAUGAUUUAUUUUCUCAUGAUGCGCAGUGUUUCACAGUUCAUAUAUGUAGCUCCAUAUAAAAGAUACUGCAGAGCUACUUGAAGCUUAGUAUGUUUUCUUAGUAACUCUGUAACUUUCAUAUUCAUAGAUGCUGCAUAUAUUAUCCAUUGCUACAGCCGUGCGUAACCGAACAUAGCCUAUAGUCUAUAGAAUGAUAUAUAUACAUAACUGUUGAAUUGUAUUUGGCUGAGAAAUUCUUGAUAAAUCACUUACCUAUUUCAACACCUAUUGCUGACUAUUAUUCUUACUUAUAUCUACCUCCUUUCAAGAUAUCUUUUAUCUGGCAUAUCAAUUAUUUUGACAAUUCGAUGGUUCCAUAUGUCCUAUACCACAGGCAUGGAUAUAUAUACAUACGUGUAUGAGUACAUAUGCAGGAAGAGAGCCAACUGUUGCGCACAUCGAUCGCAGCGCUUCCGCUCACGGUUCGCGUAUCGAUACAAUUUAUAAAGUUGCUCGCUAGAGAGCGUGGCAUGUCAAUACGUUCGAUACAUCGAAACGUCAACUGGUAGGGGAGCUUGACAAUAAACGAUACAUGCUCGACAUCGAUGUACGAGCUCCUGUUGGAUGCUGGCCUCCUAGCAAUUUGAGAUACAGCGUGUCUUCCGAAUGGCGACGGGAUUGCUUCUACGCCGCGAGUCACGACGACUGCAAGACAAUGAUGGCGUUGAUCGAGAAACAUCGUUGAAGACUAGAAAAAAAAAGCAAGCAACGGAAGACGGAGGCGGUCUUUCCUGAUCCUUCGACUGACUGGAAAAAAAUGCCAUGCCCCCUUGGCGCGCCUCUUGGCAUAAUGGGGCGCCAUAAACGAGUGCUGGUGUACGCUGCCUCUGUUAUUAUUUCGCGGCAAUCUCGACCGCAGUGAUGAAUAGGAAGGGGGAGGAUAAAACAAGAGAAACGACUGCUGUCAUUCAUUUGAACCGAUAAUAGCCCACCUGACAAUGAAAAUCAAUGGUUGACAUGGAGUGCGCAUGUCAUUCGACUGCGGAACAUUCAAAGCCGCACUUCAUCCCGAGGGAAGCCAGAUUUAUUUUUCUGUUAUCCUGAUGCCACUGUGGUUCUCGGCAUUCUUUUCAUUGCUCGGUACACUAGCUCUCUUUUCUUCACAUAUUUCGUUAGGUAUUUAGGUGAAUGAUUGGUUAGGUCCGACGAGUUAAGAAAUUGUAUCAAAAGUUAAUAUUUUAAUAUCUUGAAUGUUGCAGCAAAUAUGUAUAUAUUUUAUGUUAAGAAAAUAGUCAAUAAUCAUACCUAGUUGUCGAAUAUUCUUUGCUUAUACUUAUAUGUUUUUAGGUGUAAGUUAUGAGGAUGCUUUGCGAGAUGGUGUGUUGCUUUGUAAACUUAUGAACAAAUUGCAACCAGGUCUCAUCGCCAAAAUUAAUACGUCUGGUGGUGAUUAUAAGAUGAUGGACAAUCUUAAUCAAUUCCAGAAGGCUUGUGUGAAAUAUGGAGUACCAGAUGUGGAUCUGUUUCAAGCAGUCGAUCUUAUAGAAAGGAAGAAUAUCGCUCAAGUGACCAACACAAUUUUUGCGAUCGGUCGCACUACAUAUAGACAUCCAGAAUGGCGUGGACCAUGGCUAGGACCAAAACCAUCAGAAGAGAAUAAACGAAAUUUCACGGAGGAGCAACUAAGAGCUGGUGAAGGUUAUAUCGGUCUCCAGGCUGGUACCAAUAAAGGUGCAACCCAAGCUGGUCAAAACUUUGGAGCAACAAGGAAGAUUCUUCUUGGAAAAUAAUAUUUAUAUCUAUAGUAUUUUCUAAUGUUCUUAAGAUUUUUUAACUAGUUCAAAAUUAAUUUCGAACAGAUUGUCUUGUUUUAAAAUGAAUAUUGAAUUAAUUGUAAUUAAUUUUAUUAACAAAGAAUUACAUUAAACUUCUUAAUUAUUCUAUAAUUUCUUAGCUAUGUUAUAAUAAGUUAUAAAUACAUAGAAGUUGGAUAUCCAAAUAAUUAUCAUUAAUAAGAUUUAUAAACAUAAUAUAAAAUAACAACAAUUUCAUUAAUGUUGAUUCAAUAAAGUCAUCAGUUAAUACGCUGAAACUU